Prorocentrum cordatum is the source of this 754-nucleotide messenger RNA. Lineage: Eukaryota; Dinophyceae; Prorocentrales; Prorocentraceae. The record is from the annotation of a GenBank genome assembly.
GGGGCGACCGACAACCGCAGCGAACCCGGGGGCGGCGAGAGCAGGCGCCCGCCCGUCGUGGGGCGCGGGCGCUCCGCCGACGGCCUGCCGCGGCCAGCAGACUCCGGCCAGGGCGAGAGCCGCGCGCGGAGCCGCCGCAGGACGGACGGUCCCCGCUAUCGCGGACAAGGUGGAGCUGGAGCCCGUGACCAUCGUGAAGGGGGAGGCGGUGCAGGGCAGCCCACGGCCGACGCCGAAGGGCAGCCCGCGGCUGGCGCGCAGCCCGACGCUGGCGCCGGCGUCCGAGGGGUGUCAGGAGGCGCCGCGGCAGCAGCACGAGCCAGCGCCCCUCGCGGCAGCCAGACCGGCGCCGCUCCCGCAGGCCUCGCAGGACGGCGCGCCCCAGAGGCAGGCGCCUGCCGCCGCGGUGCGGGCCGACGCCGCCCACCGCAGCGGCAUGCCCCAGCAGGCGCGGCAGGCGCCUCGGAGAGCCGCGCCGCCUGGCCCCGCUGGCGGGGCCUGCCCAUCCGUCCUUCUCCAGGCUAGUUUCCCCGAGCUGGGCGCCCCGUCGCAGCCGCUCCAGGCGCCGCACCAUGCGACGAGCAGGAGCAGGAGCCAGAACCGCAGCCGGGACCGGGAGCACGCGAGGUCGAAGUCGCCGACGCCGCCGAGCACCGCGCUGCUGACGAUCACGGGCGGCGGUGGCGGCUGGCAGGGCGCGGCGCUGCCGCGGCGCCCGUCCCCCCACGGCAGCCCCCGCCGGGGCGCCGCCGCC